Messenger RNA from Haliotis rubra (blacklip abalone), 1250 nucleotides. RefSeq names its product tyrosine kinase receptor Cad96Ca-like. The record is from RefSeq and is a predicted model, not a curated record. The annotation marks the transcript as partial. Gene Ontology annotation, molecular function: ATP binding; protein tyrosine kinase activity. Gene Ontology annotation, biological process: protein phosphorylation. Lineage: Eukaryota; Metazoa; Mollusca; Gastropoda; Lepetellida; Haliotidae. The transcript has 5 exons.
GCAACUCAUAUAUUGUUGAUGACAUAAGUCUUUUUGUUGAUGACAUCCAAAAACGUAUUGAUGACAUUGACAAAGCAGUGACAACAAUUGGAACGAAUCGGAAGCACCUUUCCCCCGUGAAGAAGAAGUCUUGGCCGAUUCAUUUUUCUAUGGUUUUGGGAACACUUAUUGAGGUGUUUCACGGCGACCCCCAGACGGCCAUUGCGGCCUUGGACACUCUUCCACUGCUGCUUAAGCCAGGAAAAUCCAGUGUAAAGAACGUGUUGCAAAAAACCAAACCGCACGAGAGAGUCAUACAGAUGGUCUCAACUGGAAUGGUUGCAUACCUGACUGCCUUGGGAGAUACAGUAGGCGAGGACAUAGAAGAUCGUGCCAAAUCUGCUUUCACAGCUCUUGGAUUGUCACUAAAGUACUUGGACAGAAGUAUGUUCGGUAUGGCGAGAUGUUUGCUGUUUUCACAAAGUCCAGUAAUCAGACAAGGUGCCAUGACCCUGUGGAAAGAUGCCAAUGAUGAAACAACUGAAAGUUUAAUGGUGUCAGAAGUUCUGAAACACCUACAGCCAAUCAGCAUCAACCUCCGGCACAAACAAACAACGGACCAUUCCACCAGCAGUACCAAGUGGAAAUUAGCUUCUACUCGAAUUGGUACAGACAAAAUCAUGAUUCACGUCAAUUUACCAUCAGAGAAACGAAGCAAGAAUAGUCUGUCGGAAUGUGGUCAUCUCACAACAGUCGAGAUUCUGAGAGCUCUGUCAACACACCCGCAUAUCCUGUCUAUGUGGGCAUACAGAAUCGACCAGUUCCCUGUGUUCUACAUCACUGAUGAUUACAGUCAACACAACUUCCAGGAGGUGCUUUAUUAUAGUGCCAAGGACGAGGCAUGGUUUCAACCUCUUGAGCUCAUGCAGUUUCUUAUACAAGCUCUGGAAGCAGUUAUCGCCCUUCAUGAACAUGGCGUUAUACAAAGAGAUCUUACAGCUGCCAGUUUUGCAUACGACAAACAAAGCAAGUCAAUCAAGCUAUGCCGCUUCAUGUUGGCGCGAAAAUGUGGACGAGAAGAAACUGUUGUCGACAGAGAAUGUUUGUCCAUUCCCAUGAGAUGGUCUGCCCCAGAGUCUCUCAAGCGACAUCACUUCUCUAUGCGGUCUGAUUACUGGAUGGUUGGACAUCUCAUCUAUGAAGUCAUCACACACGGCUGCCUUCCCUACUCAGAUCUCGAAGGGCAAAAUGAAUACACCAUUGAAAAACUG